AUGGCGUACAAACCGACUACCGCGGGGGCCGGCGGCAGCGGUUCUGGUAGCACCCAACCAAACCUGCCCGAACCAGCGGCGAUUAUGGUUGCUUCCGAUAUAGAUGAAGAGGAGGUCUAUAUACAGGAUGACGACGACGAUGUAGACUCGGCCCUAGGAGACGAUGCCUCGAGUGUUAUACAUUCUAUCACAUCCAGUAUCCUGGAAUACAGGACUAUCGGUGGGCGGACGUUCCAUAGCGAGAAGCAUAAUAGUUCCUACUUCAUACCGAACGAUGAGCAGCAACUCCAAUCUCAAGACAUCACGCAUCAUUACCUCACUAUGCUGAUAGGAGAUAAACUAUUCCUUGCUCCUAUACCAGAGAAUGUUCAAAGAGUGCUGGAUAUUGGAACCGGAACAGGAAUAUGGUCUAUCGUCUUCUCAGAAGCGUAUCCGAACGCGGAAGUAAUAGGCACAGAUCUCUCACCCACACAACCGCUCUGGGUCCCUCCUAAUGUCAAGUUCGAACUGGAUGAUUGCACGCAACCAUGGACGUGGUCCGAGAACAGCUUCGACUUUGUGCACAUGCGGUACCUGUUUGGAGGCAUCGCUGACUGGGAUGAACUCCUGCGGCAGGCAUACCGAGUUACCCGUCCCGGCGGUUGGGCCCAGAGCUGCGAGGCGGAUGUCGAUAUCCGGAGCGACGAUGACAGUAUUCCCGCAGAUAGUCCUUUCGUAACGUUUUGGAAUAGGCUGUAUCGCGAAUCACAGCCGAAACUAGGUGUUUCAUUCCAGCCGAUUGACGAUGACGUCCAGAGAAAGGCGUUCGAGAGGGCGGGGUUCGAAUGUAUUGAAGUGCAUGAUUACAAGUUUCCGAUAGGAGGAUGGCCGGCUGAUAAAAGGCUCGCCGAGAUAGGCAUGUACGUCCAAAUGACCAUGCUGAAUGACGUUGAAGGAUAUACCCUCUUCCUAUGGAAAACGGUCAUGGGCGAGAACACGCCGGGCUACGAGGAAGAACUAGCAAAAAUGAAGAAAGAACUAAAGAGCAAGAAGAGGCAUGGAUACAUGAGGUGUCGAUAUGUGUUCGGUAGAAAACCGUAUUUGUGA
Molecule: messenger RNA, 1086 nt
Organism: Annulohypoxylon truncatum
Lineage: Eukaryota; Fungi; Ascomycota; Sordariomycetes; Xylariales; Hypoxylaceae
Product: S-adenosyl-L-methionine-dependent methyltransferase
Exons: 9
Coding region: 1-1086 (361 amino acids)
Molecular function (GO): methyltransferase activity
Source: RefSeq, a predicted model, not a curated record